Messenger RNA from Tachysurus vachellii, 1588 nucleotides. RefSeq names its product SIX homeobox 9 (gene six9). Gene Ontology annotation, molecular function: DNA-binding transcription factor activity, RNA polymerase II-specific; RNA polymerase II cis-regulatory region sequence-specific DNA binding. The coding region runs from base 532 to 1299 and encodes 255 amino acids. Gene Ontology annotation, cellular component: nucleus; transcription regulator complex. Gene Ontology annotation, biological process: regulation of transcription by RNA polymerase II. The transcript is spliced from 4 exons. The record is from RefSeq and is a predicted model, not a curated record. NCBI's taxonomy places the organism in Eukaryota, Metazoa, Chordata, Actinopteri, Siluriformes, Bagridae.
AAGCACUUUGACAAUCCUGCUCUCUUGGUGCACGUUUGUGACAUUUUUCAGUGCACUUUUGGAGGCAAAUGACGUCCGUCCCUCUUACCUUCAUUACUUCUACGCCAUGCAGGAGUCAUCGCUAACCAAAUUGGCUUAAACGUUGGUACCCUAAUUUGAGUUGUAAAUACGAAUGCAUUCAAAUGUAAAUGUGUUUAUUUUCGAUAUGCCCCUCACUAUUUAAGACACUCAGCAAGGCUCCUAGUUAACAGGAUUGUUUUGUUUUGUGGGUGUAUGACUCAAUGCAAAAUGUGUGUUAGUGCUUGUCAGUGUUUUCUUAACCCCCAUGGGCUCCGGUUACCUGUGUGUACUUUGUCAUGGGUGGAUCUACAGCUCAGGCAAAAACAGGUAUAAGUGUGUGAAGCCUCAUAUGCUUGGAUACACUCUCAGAUUCUCUGCUUGGCAGCACUUUCACGAGAAAGUAUUACAAUGCAACUGGCAUCUUCUUCUUGAAACCUAACAGAAGGCCAUCCUGAGAGAAGAUUGCUCACCAUGGGAACGGGUUUUACCCAGGAUCAGGUGGCAUGUGUGUGUGAGGUUCUGCUUCAGAGUGGUUGUAUCGACCGUUUAUCCUCAUUCCUCCGUUCUGUACCUUCUCUCUCUUCCUGCCCUUCUUCCUCGUACCUGGGCUCACAGCAGAGCAUGGAGAGCAUGUUGAAGGCGCAGGCGGCUGUGGCCUUCCACCAGGGCCGGUUCAGCGAUCUCUACGCUCUAAUCGAGGCCAAUGUGUUCUCCCCAAGCAGUCACACGCUUCUCCAGCAGCUCUGGCUUCGAGCACGUUACCUAGAGGCUGAGCUGCACCGAGGGCGCCCUCUUGGUGCUGUGGGCAAAUACCGCGUACGGCGAAAGUUUCCCCUGCCUCGAACCAUCUGGGAUGGAGAAGAGACCAGCUACUGCUUCAAGGAGAAGUCACGGUGUGUGCUGAGGGAGUGGUACUGCAGGAAGCCCUACCCCUCACCCAGAGAGAAGCGGGAGUUAGCCACAGCGACUGGUCUUACAGCCAUUCAGGUCAGCAACUGGUUCAAGAACCGCCGUCAGCGAGACAGAGCUGCUCAAGGCCGCAAAGGACAAUUGGAGGAUGCUGCGCCAGAGUGCUUAGGCUCUGACAGCACAACUAGAUGUUCACUCCACAGGUCUGACGAUGAUCUUUCACCUCCACCGAGCCCUAGCUCCAGAGAACUGUUGCCCUGCUCUCAGCUUCCUUCAGUUCAUCCUCCACCUCUCAGACACCUGGGAACAGCAAACUACUUUCCCUACUGAGGCGAUUCAAGCCUUCAGUGCAGAAUAAACACGCUUCAAUGAGCUGGAAUAUGAACAUGCACAGAAAGCUACUGCACCCUAGUGACGAGAAAUCAAAAAUUCCCUCCCAGUCUGAUUAGUCCGUGUUGGAGACACUGUACACCUCAUUUCAUGAAGACAUAAAGAAAAUGGCUUCAUUUCAAAAUCAGACCAUGUUUACUUUAUAGUCCAGGAUUGUAAAAUGUUUUUGUUCUCAUGAAGGUGUUGCAGCAAACUGAUAUGUAUUUCAUUUCGUCUGUUCUUUCUACUU